CUUUAAUAGUAGUAACAUUGUAGAUGUUUCUUAGCAUCAAUACCCUUUCCUUUCUCAUUUUUUCACCACUACAAUACAAUUUUCUGUCUCAAAAUACUUGUGUGUAGAAUUAAAGGUUUAAAUGGAGAAUCAAUUGGGUCUUUUGAGAAUUCGUAUCAUCAGAGGAAUUAAUUUGGCCAUUAGAGACUUGAGAAGCAGUGAUCCUUAUGUUGUUGUUAGGAUGGGCAAACAGAAAUUGAAGACUCGAGUGGUGAAGAAGAAUGUUAAUCCCGAAUGGAAUGACGACUUAACGCUAUGUGUUUCUCAACCUAUUCUCCCAAUCAAGCUGCAAGUUUAUGACAAGGAUACAUUUUCUCGCGAUGAUAAAAUGGGCGAUGCAGAAAUUGACAUUAUACCAUUUAUAGAUGCAGUAAGGAUGACACGCUAUAAGAACAUCCCCAAUGGAGUCAUAAUUUCCAGAAUAAUGCCUAACCGGCAGAAUUGCUAUUCAGAAGAAAGCUGUAUUGUCUAUGAAAAUGGCAAGGUUGUCCAAAACGCGUUUCUUAGGUUGAGGAAUGUUGAGCGUGGUGAAAUACAACUCCAGUUGCAAUGGAUACACGUUCCUGGUUCCAAGAAUCUAUAGCUAUUUCUAUUCCAGUUACUAUGGCCAUUAUGUACAGUAUGCUUGCCCUGUGUUUUUUUUUUUGGAAUUUUAAUUGCCGGCCUUGUAAAGAAAGCUAGAUUUUGUAUUUAUCUAUAUGAAUAUUGAUGUUCCAUUAAAAUG
Messenger RNA from Solanum verrucosum, 763 nucleotides. Its product is annotated as protein C2-DOMAIN ABA-RELATED 2-like. The transcript is spliced from 3 exons. NCBI's taxonomy places the organism in Eukaryota, Viridiplantae, Streptophyta, Magnoliopsida, Solanales, Solanaceae. The record is from RefSeq and is a predicted model, not a curated record. The coding region runs from base 122 to 622 and encodes 166 amino acids.